UUCAACGUUGGAACAAUGCGUAGCGCUUUUCGACACACCUGCAUACGCAAUGCUAACGGCUGCAAGCUUUCCCGCAAAUUCUAGCAAAAGGUGAGCGCGCGAUAUUUUCUGCACUGCAAAGAACAGCAUGCAGUACAUCGCGGUGACCCUGGCCACAAUUUGCAUCGUGGUGGCAAGCGGAGACCGCAGAUGCAGCAAGUCUAGAGGCUGCGGGCCUUCUAUGUGCGGACCGCUAGAAGUGCCUGUGCGCGGGAGGCCUCGGCGAGACCACUUCUGCAGGCCUUUAUUCACGCCGCCUUGGGAGCUGCGGAAACGUCGCAACUGCGUUUGCAAGCGACGCUACCUGCGCAACUCCUGGGGCGAAGUGCAUCCCAUGGAAGAAAUGCGCAAUGUGCAAGUUCCGCUGGCAAAGAGAUUAUCGCGCAUGCGCGCCCGGAUGCCCCGCAACCUGCAACAUGCCACUCGUGACGUCAUGCAACCGGCCAUGCACUUCCGGAUGUGUCUGCCCACCGGGGUGGGUGGUGCACCCAAAGAGAUCACGGAUGUGCAUCAAGGCUUACAAAUGUCUUCCGAAAUGUCCAGCCAACUCAAGUUUCCAGGCAUGCGCGCCGAGUUGUCUCCCAAAGUGUGGUCAAAAUCAACCGAAGGAGUGUGCCGUUACUUGCAACACUGGAGCCUGCGUGUGUCAUGAAGGCUACCUUGAACUGGAGCAAGGUGGAAAAACGACGUGCGUGCUUCAAUCCAAGUGUUCCUGGUAUACUAGCACGACGAAUUCAUUUAGGCCUAAUGCCACACAUCAUAAUGGCGGGAGCGAGUGGUCACAUAGUGCUAUAAGUUCACCGGGUGGCAUCGUACGACACCCGGCAAUAACGAGCUUACCUACGGGGACCGAUCAGCCGAAUGGUGCACGAAGACACCUGGAGGACACGCCCUCCAGUGGUUAUGGAGGGCAUAGCACGGCAACGUUGACGAUAGGUUCUGAAUCAGCUCUGCCAGGUGUUACAGGAGAAACAGGCGGCGUGGGGUUCGGCACUGAUUUAACGCACUCACCGGGUGCCGGAAGAGAUAUCAUUACUGGUAGCGCAACCAGCACCGGAAAUGCCUUCCCAAAUGGUGGCGCAGGAAUUGAUGGGGCCACUGUUGGGGUACCUACUAGAGGGAUGACCUCAAACGUUUCGGCAGGGAGAGGAGGAAACCCCGUUGUAUUCGACGGAGCUGGUGCACGCUCGCCCGGAACAGAACAUUCUACCUCGGCUGGCAGCAACUCACGCAGUGCAAUCUCAAGUGUUACUCCAGGAGUUCUCCGAGUCCCUUCCGGAGUUGUUGCCGCAGGUGCAGCGUCAGCAGUUGCCGUAGCGGCUAGCGGGAAUGCUAACGCGCCAGCUCCGGCAAAACCUCUUAACGCAAGGCAGCCCUCGGGUGGUACAUUCACAGAGGGUUCAGAAUCAGGUGGUACUGUGGGACUUGGUGGAGUCGCUGUUAGUGCGUCUGUUAGAGCGCCGUCAGGCGAUACAUUUCGACAAGGUUGGUCCAAUUUCAGCGUAGGGCCAGUUAUGAGUUUAUCAAGCGCUAUCGAAAGCCAACCAGAAGCUACGCUUUCACUGGGUAAUGAAGGAAAUCUCUCCGCUGGUAGUAUGCCGAACACGGGGACCACAUUAUCACGUGUUUCAAAAGAAAGCAGCCAGGUGGGUGACAGGGCACCUACGGUAAGUGCGCACAGUAAUGCUGUCACAGGAACAAGCAGCAAUGUCAACGUACUUGGCGCAAUCGCUAAACGUUUACACAAAGCCCCAAAGCCUGUUUCGUCUGGCGAUGGCACAAUCACAGAAGGUUCUCUUAGACAUACUAGCACAAGCCUUCCCGAGUCCACAGACAGUGAUACUUUCGGUACACACACGCCUCAUGUGUCGGAAGCAGGCGGAAGAAGCGUUGCUGUAUCUGGCACAAGAGAUAGACUUCCACUUGCUCCUACAGGGCCUCUGUCGGCUGGCACAGGAACGAGCACCGAAGGCUCCUUACCAAAUGAUACAAAAAUAUUUGGACUGCCCUUAGGUGGUGAAACUUCCUUAGGUUCAUCUACGUCUGUUGCUCGAGCAAAUGGCGGAGGAAGUGUAGUACCCGACCAAACGACACACCGACACGCAGGAUCGGUCUCGCCCGGCACCCCAAAUGUCGAAAAUACCGUUUCCACCUUUAGCGCGAGCGCUCCGGGGUCCGCAGGCCCAAAACCUGCCACAGGUACACUCACUCCAGGCGGCGUAGUAAGAAGCCCAGGAGGAGCAGGGACCGGUACAGCUGCUAUACGUUCAGCUAGGUCCAGAUUGUCGGGUACAAUCACGUCUGCUUCAAAAGGAACAGGUGUAGAAGGUGCCAUAUCAGGCACAGAAGGUACACUCUUGAGUAGUGCCGCAGGACCUUUGCCGGCUAGCAGCGGAGUCAGAGCAGGAACUUCUCUAACACAACCUCUCCCGGGUGGCACUGAAACAACGGCCUCAAGCUCCCCUCGUGAUUAGCAAAGAGGAUCCCUGCACCACUAUAGAAACUUUUAACGUAGAUCUUCCUGCUGCGUGAUGUGUAGGUGUUGUUGGAACACCCCAUAAAAGUUCUACGCACAAAUAAACUAAAUCGGAUAAUUUAGGAAAGCGCGCCUAAUGACUGGAUAAACGCAAAAUACUGCUAAGUGGCACGGCUUUAGAGACAACGAAUUUGUGAAUAAAUUGCUUCCACCGUAUCUAGUGAAAAUUACAUCUUCGCCGGAAAAGAAGUUCAGAACACAAAAAUGUCAAAGGAUAAAGUUGUUUUUCACCACAACUACACCACAAUCAGUAAUACUAGCGAGCCGUCGACAAGCACCGGAUAUCUCUCUGCAUACAAAAAUCACGCUUUCCAGAGAAAAAGAGAAAACAACUAACAAUGUUGCACAUGAGCCAGACACCAGUGCGUCGCGUGGCAAUCGUUUGACAUCUUUUCAGACGAAGCGAGAAUGCCCCUUAAGGUACGGAUCGCUUGCACCUAGAAUUGUUCUGCAUCACUGGAACACCCUGACGCGGUUGUUACCUAGAAAUCCAACGAGUGGCAUGGUCAUUACAUAACAGAUGCAUCUGUUAUCUCAGCUUCCAUAAAAUGACGUUCAGCAAAGGUUUACGAUGCAGCACGUUCCACCGUUUUGUGCUGUCUUGUCUCAGUUGUCACGAAGGCAGUAAAAAGAAGUGUGACCAUGGGACAGGUUCGUACUGAUCCGAGAAUUAGAAAUUUCCGUCCAUGAAAUGAGCGCCAUUCUCAGGCUCAUAACUUAGCACCUAACUGUAACAACCGAAAUCCAAGGCCAUGUGCAUCGCAGGCGCCGAAAGCUACAGGAGAGUUACUGCAGUUUCUCAGAUUCACAAGUCUCCACAACAGCUUAUAGUGUGUGUCCGAAAAGCAAUGAGGCUUUCUUUUCCCUGCCUGGAAAGGCAGUUGCACGGCGGCGCCGGGCGGCCAAACGGCUAGAGGGCAGUCUUAGCUACGCUUGCGUGUCACGCAAGCCUAUUCGAAAUAGCCGCGUCGAAAUAGUCGCGUCGCAGUCGAAAUAGCUGCGUCGCAAGCCCUACGAGGUGUUCCGGUUGCCGCCAAUCAAGUUGAGGACGAAUCUGCCCGGAACUUUACUCUGACAACGGUGCGUCGAGUAGAAGCACAUUUUGAACAUUUUUGAGUGCUUGUAUUAGUAAGACAAAAUAAAUUUAUUUUCUGGCAA
Dermacentor silvarum is the source of this 3733-nucleotide messenger RNA. RefSeq lists its product as uncharacterized. The coding region runs from base 128 to 691 and encodes 187 amino acids. NCBI's taxonomy places the organism in Eukaryota, Metazoa, Arthropoda, Arachnida, Ixodida, Ixodidae. The transcript has 3 exons. The record is from RefSeq and is a predicted model, not a curated record.